Rotaria sp. Silwood2 is the source of this 519-nucleotide messenger RNA. NCBI's taxonomy places the organism in Eukaryota, Metazoa, Rotifera, Eurotatoria, Philodinida, Philodinidae. The record is from the annotation of a GenBank genome assembly.
AUGGAAAAUUCAAUUAAAUUUUCAAAUAAUGAUUUUAUAAUACUACAAGAAAUAAUUGAUAUUUUAGAACCAUUCUAUGAUAUAUCCAUCAAGUGUCAAUCAGAAAAAAUUGUUACAACUAGUCUUGUAGUUCCAGCUAUUGUUCAUUUAAUGGUUCAGUUGCGUGAUUUAAAAGAACAUGUUGUAUUUGAUGCUAAACUUGUUCAACAACUUCAAUUAUCCAUCGAAAAACGCUUUGCUGGUAUUGUUAAUCGAAUAAAUCAAUUGAAUAUUGAAGAAAAUGAUCCAUUCAAUGAUCCUGUUUAUUUUAUUGCAACAGUUCUUGAUCCAUCCUUCAAGUUCUUUUGGCUUCGUGGUUUAAAAUUAUCUACUAAUGCAGAAAAUCGACUAGAGCAAGAUGUUAUUCAAUUAAUAAUUGAUGAGAUGAAUAAAGAUUUAAAAGUUUCAUCAACGAAAUUAUUUGAUAAAAGUACUUUUUUCAUCAUCGGCGCCAAAAAAGAGAAAUUUUUUUUCUUAUGA